This is a messenger RNA of Crotalus tigris (Tiger rattlesnake), 2481 nucleotides long. It is a transcript of the gene SMIM35, whose product is annotated as small integral membrane protein 35. The record is from RefSeq and is a predicted model, not a curated record. The transcript is spliced from 4 exons. Lineage: Eukaryota; Metazoa; Chordata; Lepidosauria; Squamata; Viperidae. Bases 250 to 534 code for a protein of 94 amino acids.
GCAAGUGCGCUGCUAGGCGACUGUGUCAACUCAAAGAUUUGCCCCUGGACCAGUCAUUGGGCUUGUGCUAGCGGGGCCGGCCCUGAAGGGAGGGCCUCCCCGGGCAGGAGGAUUCCAGGAGAGUCCCUGCAGCUGCCGCCGCCGCCGCCGCCAUUGCUGACAGCUCCGGGGGAGCAGCUGCUUUAAGAGCCCUUUUGGCCAGAGCAAAAGCAUCAAGUGAUCUGCUGUGGGCAACCUUUGCAUUUUACAAUGACAGGAAGAGGGUCCAUCAGCAUCCUUGGUUUGAUCCUCGGUGUCAGCCUCUCCCUUUUGAUCCUCGGAGUUCUUGGUUAUGUCCUGGUCAGGUGGUACCGGGAAGGACCCCGCUGGGACAGGCCUAAUUUUGUGUUCAGGUUUUAUCACAUCUGCAACCUGAAGACACUGGGACUGGAGCUUGUCCCUCCCUUCACCAUCAGUGGCUCCAUGCAUGGAACAGGACCUGGCUAUGGGCAAUUUCAUGAGAGGGACUGUAGGAUGGAGAUGUGCAUAAUCUGACCGUGAGGCUAUUCCAGCAUCAUCCCGGGCCAGUUCCACAGCUCUCAUGAGGAUCUGAAGUGCUUGGCAGCAGGAGGGCAAGCUUUGGGUGGACUUGAGCAGCUGUGUAAUUUCUUCCUGAGAGCAGAACUUUGUGGACAUCCGCUGCCCCCACCCCUUCUGUAUUGCUCCCUAGUAUCCCAGAUUGACCUGAAGUUGGCUGGCCAACCACACUCAGUGUAUGGUCCUCAAUGGAACUACAUCUACCUGGAGGGAAGUAUACAGUGGGGUUCCUCAGGGUCCUGUCUUGGCCCCAGUGCUCUUCAACAUCUUCAGAAAUGACCUACAUUAAGCAAUUAAAGGAGCACUCAUCGAACUGUGGAUGACAUCAAGCUGGGUGAAAUUGCUAAGACUCUGAAAGAUAGACUCAAGAUUCAGAAAGAUUUUGACAGAUUUGAACAUCGGGCCUAAUCCAACAAGAUGCAGUACAGUGAUGAGAAAAGUGAAGUUCUGCAUUUAGGCAGGAAAAAGCAGAUACACAGGUACAGGAUAGAGAGUACCUGUCUCAACUGUAGCUGAGAGGGAUCUAGGUGUCCGGAUGGGGCCCUGCUUAAGCAUAAGCCAGCCGUGUGCUGCAGCUGCCAAAAAAGCCAAAGCAGUUCCAGGCUGCAUUAACAGAAGGGUGGCAUCAAGCUCACGGGAAACGAUAGUACCGCUCUAUAAGACACUGGUGAGUUCACACAUUUGGAAGGCUGCACCCAUCCAGUUCUAGUUGCCAUAAUACAGAAAAGAUGCUGAGGGCCUAGGAAGAGUGCAGAGAAGAGCAACAAAGAUGAAAAGGAGCCCCAAGGAAAAACCCUAUGAAGAACGACAAAGAAACUAAUUAUAUUUACAAUAGCUUAACAAAUGUCUAAGAAGAUUCUCAAUCAUCUGGGUCAUGGUUAUCCUGAAGGUGGUUUUUUUCCAAAAAAAAAAAAAGAACGGAAGAAGCUUCUUGGAUGAGAAGUGAAACAAAGAAAAAAACAAGAAAGUCCAGUUACCCUUUGGAAAAAAGCACCUUUGGGGAAAUAGUUUAACAAAGAGAAUACUUGAAGGGUGACCACAAAGCAGAUUUAUGUUCUCCAAAGCACCUGAGGUUAAGGCAAGAAGCAAUGGGUGGAAACUAUUUAGAAGGAGAUCCAACUUGGAAAUAAGGAUGACAUUCCUGACAGUGAGAAUUGUUAAACAGUUAAACUUUCUUCCUGGAGUUGUGAGCGCUCUAUUGCUGGAGGUUUUCAACAAAAGAUUGGUCAAGCAUUAUGUCCGAGAUGGCAUGAGGACUUCUGCCUUGCAUAGGGAUUGGAUUAGAAAACCUCCAAGGUCCCCUCCAGCUUUAUGGUUCUGUGAUAAGUGUUGCUGAGAAUUUAAAACCAUCCUGGAAACAAUGCAUGGGGGAUGUGAUCAAGGCUGUGACAAAGAGCAGGAAUAACACCCCCACUUGUAUCCCUUUUCAGGAGGGAGGGUGCGGGAAGCAUGUGAUGUUCCUGCAGGUUGAGUCAUGUGUCUUAUUGGGACUUUAGGGAGGUAAGAUGGAUUAUUCAGAUCCCUCCUUAGCUGUUUUGCAUGAUACUGAAUUGUCAGGUCCCAGCAAUCCUGACUGUGUACAUGCCUCCCUCGUGCUCAAGAAAGUUACAGCAACCCUCCCUUUAGACCAAUAUUCUUGGCCAGUUGCAGUUCAGAAUGAGCUGCAGUAACAAUCCUGCAGCAAGCCAGCCCAUCUGGACUCUGUUUGGUUGACUGUGGGGCAGUUCACAUUUUGGGUUGCUUUUCUUGAAUUUUGGAUUCUCUGCAGACAGAGAGUAGGUAUUGUGUGUGUGUGUAAAGUAGAAGGACAACAGUUGCUUGCAGAGCUGCUGUUUUAACAGAGAAGCGUUCUGGAUGGGUUUGUGGCUCAGUCAAUGCCCCCCUCUUAUAGUGUGAGUAGUUCCC